CCCCCCACCUCCUCGAGCUCUGGGAUGCUGAGGCAGAACAGAAGCGUAUCGGCGGCACCACGAGUGAGAGUAGGAUGAGGACGCAGAAUGAGAUGUAAAUGGAGAUGCCAUGCUUUCACCAAGAUCUGGACAUUCAUUCAGUUUUAAAGUGCUUCACAUUGAAUUGCAAAAAGCAUCUCUUCUCUCUAAAGCAAUCCAUUAUUGACAAUUGAUGUCAAAACACAUGCUUGAGCAGCUUAAUGCUGCCUCACUGGGUGAAACCUCACUAAUGGAAGGAAAACCUUAUAAGAGCCAGCUCAUCAAAAUACACCUAAGACUAGCAUAAUGCCUUCGAAAGUAUCAUGUUUAUACAUCCUGACAGUGGUUUGCUGGGCCAGCGCAUUGUGGUACUUGAGCAUUUCGCGGCCGACGUCCACAUAUGUUGGUCACAUGGCUAUGCCUAAACGAAGGAUUGUGAAACCUCCUCCCAAAAACAUCACAUUCACCAACAUCCGCACGCGCCCCCUCAACCCACAUGCCUUCGAAUUUGUAAUAAAUGAGCCGAAGAAGUGUGAAAGCAUCACGCCCUUCCUGGUUAUCCUCAUCAGCACCACACACAAGGAGUUUGACGCACGGCAGGCCAUCCGAGAGACCUGGGGCGAUGAGGGCACUUAUAGCGACAUCCACAUUCUCACCAUCUUUCUUCUGGGGAGGAACACAGACGACGUGCUCAACCAGAUGGUGGAGCAGGAGAGUCAGAUCUUCCAUGAUAUUGUAGUGGAGAACUUUAUUGAUUCAUAUCACAAUCUCACCCUCAAGACUCUAAUGGGCAUGCGCUGGGUAGCGACAUUCUGCCCAAAGGCUCAAUAUGUCAUGAAGACAGACAGUGACAUCUUUGUCAACAUGGACAAUCUUAUUUACAAGCUUCUAAAGCCCAGUACCAAGCCCAGAAGGAGAUACUUCACAGGCUAUGUGAUAAACGGUGGUCCUAUCAGAGAUAUGCGCAGCAAGUGGUACAUGCCCAGAGACCUAUACCCUGAAAACAAAUACCCGCCGUUUUGCUCAGGCACUGGCUAUGUGUUCUCCGCAGAUGUAGCCGAGCUAAUCUACAAGACUUCGCUGCACACCAGACUGUUGCACCUGGAGGACGUGUAUGUGGGGAUGUGUUUGCGUAAACUAGGGAUCCACCCUUAUCAGAACAGUGGGUUCAACCACUGGAAAAUGGCUUACAGUCUUUGCAGGUACAGGCGUGUCAUCACAGUCCAUCAGAUACCCCCGGAGGAGAUGCAUCGCAUCUGGAAUGAUAUGUACAGCAAGAAGCACCUCAGAUGUUAGGAGACAUGAGGAUCAACAAAGAACAACUCCAAUUUAUUCAGCUGACCCCUUACCAACCUCAUUUACUUUGGCCUUUAUAUCUUAUUACAAAUUGUCACAUUUAAUCAUGUAAGAACCUGCAGUUGCUUCUGCAAAUCCAUGUUUUAUGACACAUGGAUUAAUUAGCAUUAGCAUUAGCAGUUUGUAUAGUCACUCACUCUUAAAGCAGUUGUUAAGGAGUUUUAAAGUUGGGUUCUGUUAAAGCUUUUAAUAUCUUUCCUGGAGAACACAACUCUUAAGCAUGUUCAUUAAGUAUAAAUCUAGUUUGGUUUCUUCCAGAGGCUGAAACCUAUAGUCUAAAGUAGGAUAAAAGCAGAAUGUCUUAUACCACUCCAGUGAAAACAAUAUCACAAUUGUCUAACGCACCUGAAAUUGCUGACUUACCUCCACAGUAUGCAGUCAAGUUCUCCAGAGUCUUGCUAAUGACCUCAUUUAUUAGACUCAGAUGUGUUGAAGCAGACAUGUCUAAAAAUGGUCCCUCGAGGACUGUAGUUAAAGACCCCUACUCUAGAGAGACCUAAAGAUUUUUGAACAUGGUGCCAUUUUUGAACAAUUGCACAAUCUUGGAGGAUUUCCAGACUAGUUUUAAGCAUCUAAAUAGCACUGUUAGCUGUUUUUAAAUAUAUAAUUUUAGCAGAUGAUGGAAGCUUUGUAAUCUUUGUACUAUAAAGUUUAAUGGGAGCAAUUGAUACUGUUGAUUCCACAGUUUGUAUCUGGUGUCUGGAGCAUUUCGGUUACAGCCUAGGACUGGCAUAAAAAAAGAAAUCGCUGAUCUUAAUAUCAACAAGUUUCUGUCUGCUCCAGCACCUCUUUUAUGUGGAGUUCCUUGGAUUCUGUCUUUUCCUCUUUUCUUUUUUUGUCUGUACUUACUCCGUUUGGCAUCAAGUCAUUGUAAGCUUGGAAUUUUCCAACGUACAAUGAAAGUAAAACAUAGGGUGUUAUAUUCUGCCAUAUCAGUAUUUAUGAACAUAUUGCUAAUAAAUUAGGCAUAAUUAUGGUUUUGGAAAAUUAAUAAACAGAUAAGCCUCACUUUGCAGAAAAGACUUUUAUAAAUAGGUGUGACAGCAAAAGCUAUAAAGAAAACAACCAGAGAGAGUAAUACACACGUUACAACUCAUCUUGGUUACUACAGUGCACUUUAAGUUGAGGUCAACCACAGCCUUUUUCACACCACUAGCUUGCUCAAAGUGCUGUUCUACCGUAUCCUACGGAAAUCUGGGUUUGUAAAGUGGUAGCUCCCAAACUUUGCAAUUUUAAAGUUACCUUUAAAAUUAGACAAGGAUCUGUUUUUGUUGUAUUGAGGUUUAUUUUUAAACUUAUCUAGUGCCUUUUGGCAUAGUUUAAGUGGCAACAUUUCUUUUUUCUUUUAACCUUUUCUUACAUGUACUUAACAAAUAUUAGAUUUAGUAGAUUUAGUUACAUAAAAGAUAAUUGCUAUAUAUAUAGUACAGACCAAAAGUUUGGACACACCUUCUCAUUGAAUUCAAUGAGAAAGUGUGUCCAAACUUUUGGUCAGUACUGUAUAAAUGUCCUCACAUUAACUGUGUAUAAUGUUUUGACAGAGCCCCACUUCAGAAGUCCUAAAAUAGCUCUUUAAAUGCUGGGUUGUUACUAGUAGGUGUUUGCUACUUUGUAAGACAUAUGCCAAUCUGAAGAAAGCACUAACUGCUGUGGCUUGCCCUGUAGAGACAGUGCAGACAUUCAGACAUUUCCCAUGCAUUUUAAACCUAUUCUCCCCUUUACUGCAAGUGUCCUUGAGCAACAAUCUCUCCUGGCUCCCCAGCUGCUGACCCUCCUAGAGUGCAAUCCAAAAGAAUGUGAAGAAAAUAAAUAUAUAUUGCAUUACUUGUAUAUUAGAGGUCUAAAUAAUGAUCUCUAAAAAAGUAUAGUUUAGGAGACCUUCGGAAGCAUGAGAUUGCAAGUGCAACCCUGAUGACCAUGCUUCUGACAUGUGCUCUCAUGCUCUUUACUCCCUUUCUCCAUCUUUUUAAUGAGGUUAAAUAUAAAAAUACAGUCUAUUAUUAGUGUCAAAAUUCAAGUAGGGUGAAAUGAUAGUCUAACACAACAGAGUUUAUAUUAAGAGUGUGGAAAGUUGCAACUUUUUCAUGAUGAAUACGCCUGAUGUUUUUGUUUACAUACAAUCAUCAUCACAUUGCCUUUUUUCUUCCAAAAUAAGCAGCGUGUAUGUUUUGGAUAGUAGACACAUUUUCUUGUUUUCUUACUUUGGCAUUUCAAUGCCAGAGUAAGAGUAAUUAUGUGUCUCGGCUACCAGCCUCUCAUUACUGUAGCUGCUGCUCUUGGUUAUGUGUGUUGUAUAUCAGCAGCUGUUUCAGCUCAUCAGCUGCUACGUGCACCAAGAAAAGCACUGCAUCGUGCCGUGCAAGACUCUUGUUAUGUCGAGCUGGGAUCAUUACAGACUGGAUGUAUUGUAAUAUGUAUCUGGCAUAUCAGUGGCUGCAGAAUCACUGUCACUGUAUAAACAACAUGGGAAAAUCUAGCUCUCUCAGAGAAAAUGUGGCUCCGGUGGCCAAUUAUUCUUUUCCUUUUUAUUUUCACUGAGGUUUUGUAGUCUUAUAAGCUAAUGUGACAUUUACUGUGAAAGCUUUUAUCCCAUAAGGGGAUUGUUGUUAUAUAUUGUAUGUUUUUAUACAAAAAAAAGAAAUACUUGAAUAAUUACAAUUAAAUCAGUACUUUCACUUGCUUGUCUUCUUCCAGUUUCUCUGUUACACAGAUAUACAGGGGCCACAGGCUCCCAAGGACUGUGUUUUUUUAUUCUUAAGUUGUUGCCAAACAUAACUUAUUUAAAAUAUUUUGCAUAUUUAAUACAAACCCUGUGACUGUGUUGUACUGCCUAUUUUCACUGUGAUAGGCUUUAAUUUGGUCUCUAUCUAGCAUAUUUAUUUCACUUCUUCCUUUAGCUUCUUCUGUAGCAAUGCUCCUCGUCUCUGUUUCUCCUAUCAAAGUAGUCCAGGACUGUAUUAAAUGUGUUAUUCUCAUCAGCUGCUUAAGCAACAGUUUAAUUGUGUAAUGAUGGAUUUUAUACACUUCCAACUAGAAACUCAGUGUCUAAUAAAGCCCUACUUUUAUAGUGCCCUCUACAUUUAUUUGCAACACAAGAUAUGUAAACAGCUUCAAAAUGUGCCCAUAUUCUUCCAUAUAAUAUCUCACUAAAAUGUCUGCACUGUUUCCCUA
This is a messenger RNA of Xiphophorus hellerii (green swordtail), 4545 nucleotides long. It is a transcript of the gene b3galt1b, whose product is annotated as UDP-Gal:betaGlcNAc beta 1,3-galactosyltransferase, polypeptide 1b. The record is from RefSeq and is a predicted model, not a curated record. The transcript has 2 exons. Gene Ontology annotation, biological process: protein O-linked glycosylation. NCBI's taxonomy places the organism in Eukaryota, Metazoa, Chordata, Actinopteri, Cyprinodontiformes, Poeciliidae. Gene Ontology annotation, cellular component: Golgi membrane. The coding region runs from base 325 to 1314 and encodes 329 amino acids. Gene Ontology annotation, molecular function: N-acetyl-beta-D-glucosaminide beta-(1,3)-galactosyltransferase activity.